AUGCUGGGAGAAUACACCUGCUGGAGAGGAAAUCAGAAGUUAUCAUCAACCCAUCUGCUGAUGGAGGCUGAUGAGGGCGAGGAGUUUGAUUCUCUCAUCAAAUGCCGGGCAAAGUCUUAUGAUUGUAACUUCAGCUGCAAGUGGACAAACAGUAGAUACACAGCAGUGCGCCUUGGACUGGGACCUGACUGCAGUGAAGGUGGGAAGUCAUGUCACUGGGUCAGCAGUGGUGUUUGGCAGGAUGGGGGAUUCCAGCUUGAGUUGUCCCACACCCUCUCACCCUACACCGAGGAAAGCACCAUGCUUGAACUCACCGCUGAGGCCAUCAGUGACCAUCAAAUAAUCAGGAGAACCAAGAGAUUUUAUCUCAGAGACAUUGUUCAACCCGAUAGUCCCCAGAUUGUCAACUGUCAGGAGGUGGAGCAGGAUCUGAACGUGACUAUUGAUCCACCAUCCAGCUGGUCGACUCCUCACAGCUUCUUCAGUCUGGAGCACGAGAUUGAAUACACGUUGAAAGAUGAUGGCGAGACUAGACGUUCUCUAUCUGCUCUGAUACCGAAGAGGAUCAGCAAGCUAAGGGUUCGCUCCAGAGACUCUCUGGUGCAGUCUACCUGGAGCCAGUGGACUCCUUGGAAAAAUGCUGUCACAGACUCACUCACCUGA
Molecule: messenger RNA, 663 nt
Organism: Larimichthys crocea (large yellow croaker)
Lineage: Eukaryota; Metazoa; Chordata; Actinopteri; Sciaenidae
Gene: il12b2
Product: interleukin 12B 2
Exons: 6
Coding region: 1-663 (220 amino acids)
Molecular function (GO): protein binding
Source: RefSeq, a predicted model, not a curated record